UCAUAUAAAUGCAGAGGUUGGCAGAACUCAGUCAUGAGAGGGAUCCUUCAGUAGGGCAGCUGGAGAACCUACAGGACAGAGAGUUUUUGUUUGCACACGGACCUGCUCUAAAAGUUUUGUGACGGGCGGGGCCGGCAGCAGCAGACGAAGUCGUGAUCCUGCGCUGUUUGCUGAAAUGGGAAUCACUCUGUCACUUUGGCUGCAGGGCAAAUCAGCUGGCAGCCCUCCAUCCUCUUCAUCAGCUUUCCCUCCGCUGGCUGUGCCAAUUUCCUCUCGCCUUGCCAUCAUUCUGAACUCCUCUCCAGUUCCUCCGGGAGACCGUCGCUCACGUUGGAGCUCUGUCCACCGCUCUCCUCAUUUCCUGCUCUCUGCCUGCAAAGAGGAAGUGACACGUGCACCCACUGAGCAGAGCAGUGAUGGCGUUCGGGCUGAGCUGGGGGUGAUGUGUGGACUUCAUGUCUGGGAGGUGUGUUGGAGUCCCAUCCAACGUGGAACCCACGCUGUUGUAGGCGUUUCCACGCAGAACUGCCCUCUGCAGGCCGUGGGGUACAACGUGCUGGUCGGCAGAAACUCACAAUCCUGGGGCUGGGAACUUAAAUCCAAUCAUCUAUGGCAUGAUGGGCAAAGUUUGGGGCUGUACCCUGGAGAGGGGAGGAGGAGUUGUUCUGAGGGGACGCUGGAUUUAAGGCCACAGUCCCACACUUCUUCAAGUAUCCCAAAAGAUGCACAGAUGUCACAGACGCCUCUCCCCAUCCCUGAGCGCAUCCUGCUGGUCCUGGAUGCUGAUGCGGGGACGCUGGGAUAUGUUGUUGAUGGCAGCUUCCUUGGCAUAGCUUUUAAGGACCUCCCUUGUGGGGUGGAGCUAUUCCCAGCAGUGAGCAGUGUGAGGGGAGGAGCCAACAUCCGGCUAUGUUAUUUAAAUGGGGCCACACGUGAUCCUCCAGCCCUGAUGGCUUUAUGUGGCCUGUCCAUCCGACAGUUGUUAGGACAGCAGGGACACGUCCAAACACAGAAACUGCCUCUGCCUCCUGUCCUCCAGAACUACCUGAUGUCUAACAUACCCUCAGACAAAGACGUACCUACAACAGCAAAAUGUUCAUCAUUUGCCAAAGACUGACACCACAUUUUUAUUUGACGAAUGAACAGUGA
Molecule: messenger RNA, 1149 nt
Organism: Thalassophryne amazonica
Lineage: Eukaryota; Metazoa; Chordata; Actinopteri; Batrachoidiformes; Batrachoididae
Product: SPRY domain-containing SOCS box protein 1
Exons: 3
Coding region: 176-1117 (313 amino acids)
Biological process (GO): proteasome-mediated ubiquitin-dependent protein catabolic process
Cellular component (GO): SCF ubiquitin ligase complex
Molecular function (GO): protein binding
Source: RefSeq, a predicted model, not a curated record